UUUAUUACUCUUAUUGACUAAAAGUGCUAUGGAUCCGUCAAGAAUUUCGCUCCGUCCAUUCAGGCUGUCCGAUGUCGACGAUUUCUUCAAAUGGUUCACCGAUGUUAAGGUGGCGAAGAAUUUAAGAUGGAAUCCAAUUACCUCAACGGAAGAAGCAUUAUCACAUCUUGAAAACAUAGCCAUACCCAAUCCAACUCAUUAUUCCAUAUGUUUGCAUGAUCGUUCAAUCGGAUUCAUCGCCUUCUGGCCAGGAACACUUGCCGACGACAAACACAAAGCAAGCAUCGGAUAUGCGGUGAGUGCAGAUUACUGGGGACAAGGAAUAGCAACAAUCGCAUUGAAGAUUGGUCUGUGUAGAGUUUUUGAAGACUUGGCUAACUUGGUGAGGGUGGAAGCUUAUACGUUGGCAGAUAAUGGAAGAUCUCAUAGGUUGCUUGAGAAAGUUGGAUUUGUAAAAGAAGGUUUGCUCAGGAAAUGGUAUAAUUAUCGAGGUGAAGUUAGAGAUUCCAUUCUCUACAGUUUCCUCUCAACCGACAAAAUUUUGUAAUUCAUAUGCCUUGUUUAGUUGCUCUAAUCAGUUUUCGGUUUUUUUUCCUCGGUCGGAAUCGGAUUGUUCCU
Mercurialis annua (annual mercury) is the source of this 618-nucleotide messenger RNA. RefSeq lists its product as uncharacterized. Gene Ontology annotation, molecular function: acyltransferase activity, transferring groups other than amino-acyl groups. Lineage: Eukaryota; Viridiplantae; Streptophyta; Magnoliopsida; Malpighiales; Euphorbiaceae. Bases 29 to 547 code for a protein of 172 amino acids. The record is from RefSeq and is a predicted model, not a curated record. The transcript has a single exon.